Messenger RNA from Bombus pascuorum, 2398 nucleotides. Its product is annotated as ethanolaminephosphotransferase 1-like. The transcript has 8 exons. Bases 234 to 1409 code for a protein of 391 amino acids. Gene Ontology annotation, cellular component: endoplasmic reticulum membrane; Golgi apparatus. Gene Ontology annotation, molecular function: ethanolaminephosphotransferase activity. Gene Ontology annotation, biological process: phosphatidylethanolamine biosynthetic process. The record is from RefSeq and is a predicted model, not a curated record. NCBI's taxonomy places the organism in Eukaryota, Metazoa, Arthropoda, Insecta, Hymenoptera, Apidae.
AUAAGAUAUUGUUACUAUGAACUGACGCAUGCCGGGUUUACUUUGCAAACAGCACAUGCUGCUUAGAAAUUAUUAAUCUUUUUAUAUGAACAGUUCUAACCUUCAUGUAUAUUCAUAUUCCGGGGAAUGUCGUUUGACGUUCCCAUGAAGUGAAACAAGGUCAAUUGAUUUCGAAUCGGGAUUGAAGCACGUCUUUCUCCAGCGCAGCGGUUAGACGAAUUCUGUACAUCAACAUGUAUCAUAAAUUAAAUCUCGAAGUCAAGUAUCUCACCGAACAACAUCUUACCGGCUUCGAGAACUAUAAAUAUAGCUCAGUGGAUACAAGCCCUCUCAGUGUAUAUAUUAUGCAUCCAUUUUGGAAUAAAGUAGUACAGUAUUGUCCGAAGUGGAUUGCCCCAAACGUAUUAACUUUCUCUGGAUUUCUGUUUACUGUCUUUAACUUCACAUUGUUUGCAUUUUAUGAUUAUUAUUUGUAUGCAUCAAGUGAUGAUAAGCCACAGUAUCCUUCUAUACCAAGAUGGGUUUUUGCCUUGGGUGCAUUCAAUGUUUUUAUGGCAUAUACUCUUGAUGGUAUUGAUGGAAAACAAGCACGACGUACACAAACAUCAGGUCCUUUAGGAGAGCUAUUUGAUCAUGGACUAGAUAGUUGGACAACAAUGCUCAUUAGUGUUUGUAUGUUUUCUGUGUUUGGUAGGACAGACCAUAGUGUAUCUCCAUUAAGAAUGUAUUUCAUUCUAUGGAACGUGUUUAUUAGUUUCUACUUAACUCAUUGGGAAAAGUAUAACACAGGGGUACUGUUUCUUCCUUGGGGAUAUGAUCUAUCUAUGGUAGCUACUAUUAUUGUCUUUGUCAUAUCUAGUAUAGGCGGACAUAAAGCCUGGAAGAUUGUGUUUCCUGGUGGUAUACCAGUUGGUGUAAUGUUUGAAGUAUUACUUUAUGUCACUGCAAUUGUAUCUAGUUUGCCUGUAGUUCUAUGGAAUAUAUAUAAAUCAUAUAGGGACAAGACUGGUAAAAUGCGAACGUUCCUAGAUGCCAUAAGACCUCUACUGCCUCUAGCAGUACUCUUUUCGAUUUCAACAAUUUGGGUAGUUCAUUCACCUAGUAAUAUCAUAGACAAAGAUCCUAGGAUAAUUUUCUUAGCAAUUGGAACUAUUUUUUCAAACAUCUGUUGUCGUUUAAUUGUUUCACAAAUGAGCAAUACCAGAUGUGAACUAUUAUCAUGGAUAUUACUACCUGUAGCAGUUGCAGCCCUUUUCUCAUUUAUCUUGCCUAGUAUAGAUUUGGUAUUCACAUAUAUUCUUGCCAUUAUAGCUUUAUUGGCACAUAUUCACUAUGGAACAUGUGUGGUGCGUCAGAUGUGUCGUCAUUUCCGUAUUCAUACGUUCCGUAUUAAAGAUCGUGCAGACUGACUACUUGCCGACGAUACAUGUUAAAAAUGAAGAAAUACGAACAAACGGUCGGAAAGAGCUACGAAUGACUGAGUACAGAGCAGACAAACAGAAGAAAUUUCAGAAUUACGAUUGAUAAGAAGAACAAAAGAAUAUUUCAAAUAUGAAAACGCAAAUAUUGGACAGUAGAUAAUAGGAAUUUAUUCGAGCAUACAACCAUCGCUGAUCAUAUAUCUAAAAAUAGAGAGAGUACCUGUUAAGUAAUGUUAACAAUUCAGUUGCAAAGAUGAAGCCAUUUCCAUUUCAUGUUGCUGUGAUAUAAUUAAAGAAGAACCUAGAAGCUUUCUUUAUGUGUAUAUACUCUCAAAUAAGUUCACAUACGUUCUCUCUACUUUGUCUUUUUGUGUUCUGUUCGUAACUCUGACUGUGCAUAGAGCAUUUAUUUAAAGCACGCAAAGCUUUUAGCUGUUGCGCAUCGAAUUCUUCGUUUUUAACAUGUAUUGUCUGGAAAAUGAAAUUAUGAAUCUGGCUUGCUCAAUUUUCCCAUAAAACGAAUAUUUCUUUCCUUUAGAGAAAUUAAAAAAUUUGUGGAGAAAUUUAAGAGUCAAAUUUCGAGAUUUUUUGAACUUUUGAAGGUCUCCACAGAAACUUUUCUUUCGUUUCGAGUGAUUGCUAAAGGACGAAGUUUUCUUUUGCGUGAAAAUUCUGAGCAAGUUGGCAGAUGAACUUCGAUAUGGAUAAAAGAGAAAGGGUGUAAUGCUGGUGUAAUAAGAUAGAAGACAUUAUUUAUUUUGCGUAAGGAUGUAUCUGUAUGUUAUAUUAUAUUUAAUCGGCUUCCUGAAACGAAGAAUCUUUGCAAAUAAUAUAGAAAACAUCGUGUACUGACGUGGAUAACGAUAAGGUUGAAUCACAAAUUUUGACUUAGAUUAAAUCAAGUCAAUCGAAUUGAUUAAAGAACCUAGCGAGUAACUGAAGAAAAGAUACACGAUAUUUCAUAUUUUUUUUUUUUU